CAGGCUUUCAGCGCGUCGCUGGAGCCCGAGCGUUCCCGGCUGAGCAGAACGGUUACUCCCUAGAGCUGCUCCGCUGCGCAGCUCCUGACACCGUCAGGAAGCUGUUCUGUGGGAGCCUGCAGGCUGGAUCCAUUUCCUGGCUAUUGUGCAUAGAGCAGCAGUAAACAUGGAUGUGCAGGUGUUCCUGUGGGAGGAUAUGGAGACCUUUGGGUAUGUGCUGGAAGCCACAUAGCUGAGUCCUAAGGUUCUAUUUUUGGUUGAGACAUCUUCACACUAAUUUCCAAGGUGUUUGUAUCAGUUUGUACUCCCACCAACACUGUUCAAGGCUCCCCUUCUCCAGACCCUUUCAGCAUUUGUUAAUUGUUUUUCUUGAUAAUGACUAUUCUGAUUGGGGUGAGAUAGAAUGUCAAAGUAGUUUUAAUUUCCAUUCAUCUGAUGCUGGCGAACACUUUUUAAAACAUUUGUUGGUCAUGUAUGUUUCUUCUUUUGAAAAUAUCCCAUUUCAUUAGCCCCUUUAUUGGUUGACAUUUUUAUCUUUGGGGGGUUUAAUUUUUUUCAGGUCUUUGUAAAGUCUAGCUUUAAUUUUUUUUAAUUAUUUUAUGUGUCCUGGUGAUUUGUCUGCAUGUAUGCCUGUGUAUCACAUGCGUGCCUGUCGCCCACAGAGGCCAGAAGAGGGAACUAGAUUCCCUGGAACUGAAGUUACAGGUUGUUGCGAACCACCAUGUGGGUGCUGGGAAUUGAAUAAAGAGUUCUCUGGAAAAGCAGCUACUGCUCCUUACCACUGAGCCAUCUCUCCAGGCUUUAAUUUUAGCUUUUAGCCUCCUGCCUGAAGUACAGCUAGCAAAGAUCUCUCUCUCUCUCUCUCUCUCUCUCUCUCUCUCUCUCUCUCUCACACACACACACACACACACACACACACUGUGUGAAAAAGCCUGUGUUCACUAGGCUGCUAAUUUCCUUUCUUUACUGUUCAGAGGCUUUUUAAACUCACAUACUGAAUCUGAGGGUGCCUGUGGUCCCGUCUUCCUGGCUUUUCCUACAAGAUUUUUGCAGCUGUCUUCUGAUGCUACAGUUUAAACUGUGCAUUCAGAAAGCAAGAUCGCGUUUGAGGAGGCAUAAGAAUUGUUUCUCCUGCAUGAGUACUCACGUUUCUAUAAGGUAUCACAAGCAAGCAGAUGUGCUACUUGAUAACUGUCUUGUUCUUCAGGAUCGUAUUUUUUCACAAGGUGUUGCUACAGAUUCUUUAGAAAGAAUGCAAGGAAAAGAUUCCUCUUAAGGCCAAGAGUUUGUGAAGAUUUUCUUUUGUUUUCCUAUGAUGACUACUAGCUUUCUUCCCUAAACCAAGGAAGAGAAUAUCCUGGAAACCCAAAGAGUGGGAUUGGACUCAGCAGUUGAGAGCACUUGUUGCUCUUUCAGAGGACCUGGCUUUGCUUUCCAGCACCGACAUGGUGGCUCACAAACAUCUGUAGCUCCAGUUCCGGUUCCCUCUUCUGGCCUCCAUGCGCACUAGUAACCAAACUGAAAAAGCAGUUCCACUACUUAAAAGGGGCCCUCACGCUCCCUUGAUGGUUGACCAGCCGUCCCAAUGGGAUUUUUGCUGAGUAAAGCUGCCACUCAGACAUCUGCUGUGCUUGUGGAUUCGAAAGUGAACGAUCACUUAGUGCAGGGAGCUGAGAAGAGUGGAUUGGAACCAGUGACUCGCUUAUUUCAGAACACCAACAAAAUCAAGUUAGAAGACGCAGGCCACGAAAACUGCAUGAGAGGGGAAGGGACUGACACCGGGUGGAAUUCCAUGGGCUACGUGAAGGAAAACGAUGGCCUGGUGGUGACAGAUUUAGAAUGAAGUCACCUGGACAUGUUACCAAAGAAAUUUGCUUUUGAUUAGAGGAUGUGUUCAAUGUAGCUGAAGUUCAUUAGGAAGCCUAACGAAAUGGAGGAAGAGAGAAAGGCCCUACCAAAUCCAAGGUAGAUUUCUGCAGAGUAUACGAUCCCUGUCAAACACCACAGCUAUUUUUACUAUCAGUUUUUUUUAUUUUUACUAUUAGUUUGGUACUAAUGCACUUUAGUGUAAUUAAAAUAAACAUUUUUAGCAAGUAGUAUAUAAGGGGAUCUAAGCAAAGCACGGCUAUUUCACCUUUUCUGGCAAAGUGCUUUCAAAUCCUGUGCUUCCAGUUCAGAAGUUUGCUUUGGCGUCCUUUACCCUUCUACGUGUUCAGGAAGACUUUCUGUUCUGUGAUAGAGCCCUGUGAUUGGCUCCUUAGAAAAAAACAGAAACAGUUCACACUCUUAUAUCUUUUUCGGCCAUGCUACCUUCAUUUCAGAGUGAAGGCAGAGUUCUUUCCAAGUUGAAUGUCUGUCUUGUAGUAACUACCAUUUUAUAACAAUAUCUCAUAUAAUAAAAGCAAAAACUUA
Alexandromys fortis (reed vole) is the source of this 2412-nucleotide messenger RNA. RefSeq names its product chromosome unknown C2orf15 homolog (gene CUNH2orf15). Bases 1586 to 1843 code for a protein of 85 amino acids. The record is from RefSeq and is a predicted model, not a curated record. Lineage: Eukaryota; Metazoa; Chordata; Mammalia; Rodentia; Cricetidae. The transcript has 5 exons.